GGUGUGCAGGAGUUUGCCUUUGUUUGUAUUCAAUUGAUAUGGAUGUUUACGGGUAUUUACGCACUUAUUUUUUGCCGUUUUGUUGCUAAAAGCUUGGAAGUAGGUAUUUUAAACCUAACCAAACUUACACCCGCGUACCACCUAGCUCAAGCUCUGGUAUUGGUAUAGAAGGUCAUCUGUCAACAUCUGUAUUUGAUAAAUCACUAUGGCUGACAAUCAGAGUGACAUUUUCAAGACACCAUCAAAGCCUGCAAGAAGAAGAGCCUCAAAGCAAUGGAAUGAAAUCCUGAUUCCAGAAUCACCAAUGAUGAAGGUUAUAGGUUAUGGUACAGGGAUCAACGUGUCGCUGCUGGAGCGCGGUACGCCGCGGCGCAUCACGCAGCGCUCGCCGUGGGCCGUGAAGCGGCUCAGUCGGCGCGUGCACGUGGCGCCCGAGCAGGCGGCGCGGCUGGCGCGCGAGGCCGAGCUGCUGCGCCGCCUGCGCCACCCGUGUGUGGUCGGCUACCGCGGCGUGGCGGCCGGCUCGGCGCCCGGCUCCGUGGCGCUGCUGAUGGAGGCGGCCUCGGCCUCGCUGAUGGACCUGAUCGAGACGCGCGCCGAGUCCGAGCCGGACCCGGCGCCCUUCCCGCUGAGCGCCAUCGCCACGGUUGGCCUGGACAUCGCAUCUGCUCUGCACUACCUGCACACCGACCAGCACCUGCUGCACGGCGACCUCAAGUCGGCCAACGUGCUGGUGUUCGGCGCGUUCCAGCGGGCCAAGCUGUGCGACUUUGGCGUGUCGCUGCCGCUGAACGAUCAGCUUGCGGUCACCGGGGACCAGACGUAUGUGGGCACGGAGCCGUGGUCGGCACCGGAGGUGGUGUUUGACGGAGACGUCACACACAAGACGGAUAUCUACUCGUACGCGCUGACACUGUGGGAGAUGUUCGCGCUGGAGAUGCCGCACGCUUCCGACCUGCCCGACCUGGACAACAGCGAGCUCAGCUCUGACAGCGAGAUGGACGACUCUGCCGGCUCGGACGGCUACUUCGAGUCUCAGAUGGGCGUGCCGCCGCCGGUGCCGCAGCUGGACGCCGCACUGAUGGCCGAGUACCGGCCGUUCGUGGAGAUAUAUACCGUGUGCUCGGCAGUGCGCGCGGAGGACCGGCCGGCCGCCGAGCAGUGCUGCCAUCUGUUCCGGCCGCUCUGCCCGCGCCCGGAGACGGACGGAAAGGCCGCCUGAGGAACGAGCGAGCGAGGGAGGGUUUAGUGGGAUAGGAGAGAUGGGAGGGGAGAAACGGACCAAAGGAGGAUUGAGGUAAAGAUCUUUGUGGGGUGGGAUUGAGGGCCGCCAUUGGGAAUAAUUAUUGAAUCAUGGGAGUAGGUCUUAGAAGCUUGGAGGAAGGGUUCAAGUUCGCUGGGAAGGGGGCAAAGACAAUCUUGGAGCAGAGGGUGUGGAUUCGUUAGGACCAGAUAUGAUUGGGCCCGCCGGGGGGGGGGGGGAGAGUAUCAAGUCCUAACGAUUGGAGGGAUGCGACUUACGAUAAGGGCUGGGUCUAUAAGGCGGUAGUUGGGUUAGCAGCAGGGUCCGAUGGAGUAAGUAGUUAGUUAUCGGAGCUGGUACGCGGGACGGGAGGCAGCCGCGCCGCUCGGUCUCUGGUCGGUCUGCAGCGGUGUGUAGCCUCCGCUCACUGGUGAUCCUAGCAGAGCGCCAAGCGGAUGGGGUAGUCACCGUGACUGAGUACGCCAUCCUGCGCUAUCCGCUGAGAGCACGUCCGGACUGCCCAGAGGCGCCAGUCCGGUACGGAAAUGAUGGAAUAUCAGGAUACACAAAGGAUGCUGGCGUGUCACCUGAUCAUCUGUGGGGCAUUCUGAGCGUUGGGACAUGAGAUGCUCUAGAAGUUAUUCCAUCAGCAUUGUAUAUAGCCAUUCGUUUCGCUUACUUUCGCCGUGUCUUCUUCGCUAUCGACAGCUCACAAAUGUGUGACAUGAUUUAACGAAGGGUCGCACCGCUAGCUUUGCUCUGGUGUUGGUUUCAUCGCUGAGUAAAUAAUUCCGUGUAUUAUGUGUAAUGUUGAUAACUUGCGUCUUCCAAAGAGUGACAAGUGAACUGCUCACACCAUCUAACAAUCACGGCAAAUGCAAACGCUACUUCGUGACAGUUCCGAUUGUACACUGAGGCUCAUUACAGUCUACAGAUUCUGUUUCCAUUUCCCGAUUCGUCAUUAUGACCCCUUCGAAUGUGAAUCGCCGUGGGUUGUUGGACUUAUAUGGCCUUGGGUUGUUGGGUGACCCAAAACGCGCGCUGGUGGAAGUCGUCCAGGAUAUUAGCCAUUUAUAUGGCCUGCUGUCGACUCGUCUCGUCAUUAAAUACAGAGCAUACUACUUUUAAGGUUGUUCGGAUUUUCUAGGGCAUUGUAUUACGUGAAAAUGUGUUUGUCUGACGCCAGGACGUCUGGUAAUUGCUAGGCGAUACGCUACAGAUGCUAACUGACUGAAUGCUUCCUCACACCUUUUACUUGGUCGCAGCCUUGACCCACGGUGAGAACUUGAACCCGUGCACACUGCACACUGCCCUCGGGGGUGCACUUCUUCCCAUUCGUCCCAUACUGUUAGCGCCGCACGGCCCCCAGCGGCGGUGUCGUUGCGACGCCGCUCAGCGGCGGUGCCCUCCGCCUAUGGUAACUACGCUAUGUUGCUAUGGUUACCGGAUUGUUUGUUUUGUUUACUUUCUUUCGGCUCGAUUUUGACAAGGUCUGGCUAGAAUAUGAAUAAUUACGAAAGAUAAAGACGAAAGAUGUGAUUGAUGACUGGCAAAAAUGUUGUUUGAGUGAAAAGGAAGAAUUUUGGCUAUUGAUUUAAGCAUGAACACUGUUCGUUACGCCGGAGAGUGACAAUUUGUCGGUAAGCACUAAAUCGUACCAAAUGUCGGAUGCUAUUGUGAAGCGCUUUGCUUAUUAUUCUGAAAUUAUCGUGAUACGACUGACUAAUGUUAUGAUACGGAUGUAUUUGUCUGGAACUUACCUUGUUUUGUUUGUGUGUAUGCGUGUUUUAGUUACGGCUCGGCUCAGGCUCAAGGCUCCUGGCUCCUGUUGUACGAGGCUCUGUCUGGCCCUGGCGGUACGCGGCUGACUCAGGCUCAGGCCGUUAGCGCUGGAAGAAGGAGGAGGAAUGGAGGAGAAAAUAUAGAGGACUGAGAGCCCGUGAA
Amphibalanus amphitrite is the source of this 3187-nucleotide messenger RNA. RefSeq names its product lymphokine-activated killer T-cell-originated protein kinase-like. Lineage: Eukaryota; Metazoa; Arthropoda; Thecostraca; Balanomorpha; Balanidae. The record is from RefSeq and is a predicted model, not a curated record. The coding region runs from base 206 to 1222 and encodes 338 amino acids. Gene Ontology annotation, molecular function: protein kinase activity; ATP binding. Gene Ontology annotation, biological process: protein phosphorylation. The transcript has 5 exons.